AUGCUGGCCACCCGCUCCUCGGCUGCCAGCAAGCCCUCCCGCGCAAGCGCGCAACUCAAGCAAAAGGGCUCAAACGCUCAACGAAACGGUGGCAACGACCAGGAUGAAGAGGAUGACCUGAUUGAACAGCUCAACAGGAAACUGUCCAAUGUCACUCUCAACCCCUCCACCAACAUCCCUGACGAGAUGAACAUCACCGACAUCUCCACCAUGUUGCCUGCCUUUGCCCAGCCACUCUACAACCUGCUGGCCUCCGGGAACUAUGAACAGCAGCUGCUUGCCAUGGUCCGCAUCCGCAAGUACCUGUCCCUCCAGGACGUGCUGCCUAGGAUCGAUCAUGUACUCGCGCUCGACUGCAUCAACUUCUUUAUUACCUUCCUGAACAUGAGCGAUUGCCCUGAUCUCCAGUACGAGACGGCCUGGGUUGUCACGAACAUUGCUGCAGGAACCACGGCUCAAACUGAAAAGUUGGUGGAGGCAGGCAUUCUGGCUCCUCUCAUUCACAACCUGCGUGUCUCGCGAUGUGUCCAUGUCCAGACCCAGACGAUUUGGGCGCUUGGAAAUAUCUCUGGUGACGGACCACCUUACAGGGACCUCAUUUUGAGAUCGGGCGCAUUAGAAGUGAUUCUUCAGCUUAUUGAGAUGUGCGAAGACCCUACUGUUGCCAAGGAGCAAAAGUACAUGAUCCUCAAGAUUGCAGUGUGGUGCGUGUCAAAUCUCUGCCGAGGUAGUGGCCGUCUUGCUCCCGAGUGGCUCCAGGUCACUCCUGCGUUCCCUAUGUUGAGGCGAUUGAUGUAUAUUGACGAGACAGACAUUCUUGCCGACACUUGCUGGGCUAUGUGUCGUAUUUUGAACGGGACUCACAAGAUGAACUUGGAGAACGUGGUCAUCGACCACGAGUUGUGCGCGCGCUUUGUCGCAUUACUGAGUGAACCACAUCCAACGAUCCAGGUGCCUUCGUUGCGGUCAUUGAUUAACAUUGCUUCAGGACCCGAACACCACACCCAACUUUUGAUUGACGCAAUGGCUAUUCCGAUCUUAGGGUCUCCCGAACUCUUGGCUCAUCCAAACAGCACUAUUCGGCGUGAUGCUCUCUUGGGAAUCUCCAACAUUACAGCAGGAACUGCAGACCAAGUGAGAGAGGUGACCGUUCAGGACAAUGGAAACGUCAUGCGCCGGGUCCUGGAGAUCCUGAGGCGAGGAGAUUUGGGCGGAGAGGAACAAGGCGAAGACGGCCCCGAAUUCCUCACGGAGGGUGGCGACUGGCGUGUGUUACGUGAAGCUGCUUGGGUGGUUAGCAAUGCCACAAGUGUGUUGGACCUGGAAAUCACGGGCCACCUUGUAUAUCGUCUGGAGUUGCUACCAUCAAUCGCACAGUUGAUUGACCCCCGCAAGACUAGGAAGACAUCAUAUGUUCUCCCACCGAUUGGACUGAUGCACACGGCGUUGUUGACUAAACUGCUAGAUGUUGUGUUUAACGUUCUGCGGUGUAACGAGCAUCACCCCAAGGAGCAGUUCAUGAAACUGUGGGUGGUGGAUUGCGAGGGAGGAUUGAUCCUGCUGGAGCUGUUGAGGUUGUCGACCCAAACACCGAGCGAGACCGAGUUGAAAUAUCUAGACAACAGCAAGAUGCUGCCGCGGCCACUGCAGCACCUUCGAUUCACACAGAAUGACAAUGGCGAGAUGUCGAGCACAAGUACCAGAUCGGGACAGGUGACGAUGGCACCCCUGGGAGCUUCAGUCAAGAAGCGCGUUGAGACGAUUCUGGAUAACUUUUUCGAGUUUGGACCUGAGAAUGAAGGGUUCGGACCAUUCUUUAGCGAGAGACAACAGGGAUCAGCCAGCGGUCGGGGGCGUCGAGAGGGAUACGGAUCAGAUUACCACGAGGAUGGCGAGGAUGAGGAUCUGGACGAUGACGAGUACCCUGAUAGCAAUGGAUACUACAGCCAUCACGUACAAGGAGGACGGGGCGGUGGAUCGAAUGAUGUCGACUUUGACCUUGAUGAUAUGGAGGAGCGCGUCAGUCGGAUGAAUCUUGCGUAA
Messenger RNA from Linnemannia hyalina, 2043 nucleotides. The record is from the annotation of a GenBank genome assembly. NCBI's taxonomy places the organism in Eukaryota, Fungi, Mortierellomycota, Mortierellomycetes, Mortierellales, Mortierellaceae.